Penicillium expansum is the source of this 369-nucleotide messenger RNA. RefSeq lists its product as uncharacterized. NCBI's taxonomy places the organism in Eukaryota, Fungi, Ascomycota, Eurotiomycetes, Eurotiales, Aspergillaceae. The record is from RefSeq and is a predicted model, not a curated record. The transcript has a single exon. Bases 1 to 369 code for a protein of 122 amino acids.
AUGCUUUUCUGUCCAUUCCAGCGACGAGCUUCCGAACCUUUAAAACCACCCUCCGACCUUGACUAUCUUCUCAUGGAUCUUUCAUCCCUAGAGGGCACGCCGAUGGUUAAUCCAAAAUUCAUUGUUCCGCCAGAUACGACCAUUCCUCGUAUUCAUACACAGUCGCGUGUUUCAAUUCAAUAUCUGCUCUCAAAACAUCUGCCACCGAGACCUACCUCAACGGAGGCUAUCUCACCAACACAGCAUUGCAAAGGACUACAGGACUGGUCACCCAACCCUUCCAUAAUAAAUGGCAAUAUAAGCUUCUGCCUGCAGACGUACCAACAAUCCGCCGGACGCACUGUCUCUCAACUGCAAUCCUCAAUAUGA